This is a messenger RNA of Diaporthe amygdali, 606 nucleotides long. RefSeq names its product scp-like extracellular protein. The coding region runs from base 1 to 606 and encodes 201 amino acids. The record is from RefSeq and is a predicted model, not a curated record. NCBI's taxonomy places the organism in Eukaryota, Fungi, Ascomycota, Sordariomycetes, Diaporthales, Diaporthaceae. The transcript is spliced from 3 exons.
AUGCAUGCCAUCAUUUACUCUAUCUUCACCACGGCCAUGCUGGCUGUUGGUGUUCUCACCCAGCUCGUCGUCCCCAGCCUUCCCGACCCCGAGCCCAUUCCUGAGGAUGGCGACAAGGAUUCCGCACUGCACCUCCUGAACUUCUAUCGCCAUCAGGUUGGCGUCCCCGACCUCACCUGGGGAGACAAGAACCUCACCGACACAGCUCAGAUUGCGGCCAACUGGGUUGCUGCUGCGGACAUGCCCGAUACCCCUAUCAACUUCACCCGCCGUGCCCUCACCCGCCGCUCUCUUAAUUCGAGCUACGACCUGCAGGUGGCAUACCUGGACCCCACCAUCCCUUACCAGUUUGAUGACUACUACAUGACAGCCCUGUCCUUCGCCGCCGCCAAGCCGUUCUACAAGUGCGAGGCCAUCCCUCUGGGUGACUUCUAUGACUACUCUGAUUACACCCAGAUGAUUUGGAACAGCACCCGCUUCGUUUCAAUGGCUCGCGCCAAGAACAGCAAGAAUGGCACCUUUGUCGUUGCCGCCUACUCUCCUGCGGGUAACAGGCCUGGAGAGAAGCCCUUGAACUGCACAGCGCCCAACAGCACUAGUGUUUGA